GUGAGAUCAGCCUUUCGGUCAGAGAAAGGAGAGACGUUUGCUUAAUAAAUGCAAGCUCAUUUUAUUCAAGAGUUCUGAAUACCGGGGGUAAUAAUUUAUUCCUGCAUUCUGUUGUAAACUAUUCCCUAGCUGCCUGUAACCAUAUUAUACUAUAUUUUGGUUGAAUUUUGCACACAAGUAAUUUUUUGUUUUUCCCCAUUUAUGAAAGAAUUGUGUGGAGUUAUACGUCUUAAAGAAGCACCAUGUCGGCGUAUCACUGGGAAGCAAGAAGAAAACAGUUUAGACUGGACAGAAGAACUACACGUGAGAAACAGGUGAGAACUUUGUAAAUGUCAAUACUAUUGCCAUAUGCAGCGUAAGGAUAAGUGCCAUCCUGCUUAAUGCUAUAUUUCUUAAACUUGGCAAAGGUAUUACCAAUUUAUAUACAAAACCUGACGUCCGAUCAGCACCUGUCAUAGGUCAAAACUGCUGUGGAGACCAAACUAAGAAAGGUGUGCAAUUCAAUAAAUAACUGAAUCAGGGAUAUAGUAGUCAUGUAUAGCAUAAUUAAUGCAAAAUAACAAAUGAAUGAAUGUUAUUGCUAAAAUCAAGCAAAUCAGAAUUUCAUCAUCAUGGAAUGCCAAGAUCCGAAUAGUAUUUUACUGAGGAACUGAAUUUAGAUAUACCCAUACUUCCCAAGUGUCCCUAUUUAGGAGGGACAGUCCCUACUUUGAGCCCAAAUCCCUCUGUCCCUCUUUUCUAGGAGCUCUAUAUCGUUGGUGUGUCUGAAUGUAUAACAGAGCUCCAUAGAAAAAAAAGUCAUAGUAAUGUGUCAUAUUAAAGACAACCACUGCCCAAAUAAACAAAAACAAAAAAAAGGAACAUACCAUACUAAACUGCGUUAGGUGUUUGAAGCGUUCCUUUAAACUACAAUAACUGUCGCCUGAGAGGGGAUAUGAUAACAUUAUACAAAUAUAUUCACGGCCAAUACAAACCAUUGUGUGGAAAUCAAUUCACAAACCGGACUUUACGUAGGACACGAGGUCAUGUGUUUAGACUAGAAGAAAGAAGAUUUUGUCUAAGGCAAAGAAAAGGUUUUUUUUUACUGUAAGAACAAUAAGGAUGUGGAAUUCUCUACCUGAAGAAGUGGUUUUAUCAGAUUCCAUACGGAUGUUCAAACAGCAACUAGAUUCAUCCUUGCAAAAAUAGAAUAUUCAAGGAUAUAAUUUCUCAAUGUAGGGUAAUAGCUUCUUGUUCCAAGGAUAAAUCUGACUGCCAUUUGGGGUCAAGAAGGAAUUGUUUUCCUAGUUUGUUGCAAAAUUGGAAGUGCUUCAAACUGUGUUUUGUUUUUUUUGCCUUCUUUUGGAUCAACAGCAAAAAAUGAAUGUGAGGAAGGCUGAACUUGAUGGAGGCAAGUCUCUUUUCAGCCAUGUAACUAUAUAACUAUGUAACUGUGUUUAGAUAUCAGUUGGUGUAAAUAAGAUACAUUGUUCUUGUAAUUACAAUUUAGUUGCAGAAGAAGAGUUUAUGACAUGCCUAUCUUCCUGGCUGGUAUAUAUUCCUCAUUCUUGGGUCCUGGGAGUCUGAGGGCUCUGCGCAGUAUCUUAGCUGUUCCUAGAACUGCACCCUUCUGGACAGCGAUCUCAGAUAUCCCACCUAGAAUCUGUUGACUCCACUCCCCCAACUUGGGGGUCACAGCCCUGAGUGCUCCUAUCACAAAUGGGACUACUACUGCCUUCACUUUCCACAUCCUUUCUUGCUCUUCUUUCAGUCUUUGGUAUUUGUCCACGUUCAUAUGUUCCUUCUUCCUGAUGUUAUAGUUACUGGGUAUUGCCACAUUUACCACCACAUUAGUCUUCUGUUACUUGUCUACCACUACAAUGUCAGAUUGGUUGGUCACUACUUGCUUCUCUGUCUGGAUAUGAAAGUCCCACAGGAUCUUAGACCUGUCAUUCUCUACUACUUUUUAUAGUAUCUCCUAUCUAAACUUAGGCAGAUCCAGCUCAUAUUCUGUGCAGAUAUUUUGGUACACAAUCCCAGCAACUUGGUUACCUCUCUCUGUGUAUGUUGUCCCUGCUAAUAUCUUGCACCCAGCUACUAUGUGCUGCAUUGUCCCAGAGUCCUCUUUGCGCAGUUUGCACCUUGGAUCUUGCCUGAAAAGGCAGUGUUUGCAUGAAAAUACCACGAGGGAAUGAUUAUACUCACCAAAACUACUUUAAGCUGUAGUUGUUCUGGUAUCUAUAGUGUCCCUUUAAUCUUCACUGGAAAUCACAAUUUUUUUUAACUAAAUCCCACUUGAUUUUCAUACUAAAUGCUCGAAACCAAGCAUUUCAAAAUCGCGGCCCACAAGUACCAUCUUUGCGGCCCGGCGAGCCGCGAGUACAUGCUUGGUGUUAUAGCAGAAAAUGCACCUGCUUUCCCCACAUUGUAGGUGCCUACUCUGCUAACAUUUGCCUGGCCGGGGAGGAUGGCCGCGAGGGAGCUCCGUGUUCCAGCUCCUCACUGCUCCCUCGCGUGCGCCGACUGAAGUGAAGCCGGGCGCCGGAAUAUGAUGUCAUAUUCCGGCACUCUGCAUCACUAAACCGCACAAGGGAGCGGUGAGGAGCAGGAAGGACCCCAGGGAGAUGCCCCACAUCGGCUCCAUAAGGUAAGGAGCAAUAAAAAAGUGUGUGUGUGCAAGAAUGUGUAAGUGUGUGUCUGUCAGUGAGUAUGUGUGUGUCUGUCAGUGUGUGUGUCUGUCAGUGAGUAUGUGUGUGUGUCUGUCAGUGUGCGUCUAUCAGUGCUUCUGUUAGUGAGUAUGUGUGUGUCUGUCAGUGAGUAUGUGUGUGCGUGUCUGUCUGUCGGUGUGUCUGUGUGUGUGUGUCGGUCAGUGAGUGUGUGUGUGUGUCUCUAUCUGUGUGUGUGUGUGUCUGUCAGUGACUUUGUGUGUGUCUGUCAGUGAGUAUGUGUGUGUCUGUCAGUGAGUAUGUGUGUGUAUGUCUGUCGGUGUGUCUGUGUGUGUGUCUGUGAGUAUGUGUCUGUAAGUAUGUGUGUGUGACUGUGUCUGUCACUGUGUCUGUAUUUAUGUGUCUGUCUGUCAGUGAGUAUGUGUGUGUGUCUGUGUCUGUCUGUGAGUAUGUGUGUCUGUGUGUCUCUGUCAGUGAGUGUGUCUGUGUGUGUCUAUCAGCGACUGUGUGUGUGUCUGUCAGUGUGUGUGUCUGUCAGUGAGUAUGUGUGUGUGUGUCAGUGUGCUUCUAUCAGUGUGUCUGUUAGUGAGUAUGUGUGUGUCUGUCAGUGAGUAUGUGUGUGUGUGUGUGUGUCUGCCUGUCGGUGUGUCUGUGUGUGUGUGUCUAUCUGUGUGUGUGUAUGUCUGUCAGUGAGUUUGUGUGUGUGUGUCUGUCUGUCAGUGAGUAUGUGUGUGUGUGUGUCUGUCUGUCGGUGUGUGUGUGUGUCUGUCAGUGAGUAUGUAUGUGUCUGUAAGUAUGUGUGUGUGUUUGUGUCUGUCAGUGUGUCUUUCAGGGGUGGGGGCCAGGGGGUAGGACAUUAGGUCCCCCCCUUAUUCUAAUUUAGGGCUCCCACCCACCAUUCAGGGGUGGGGGCCAGGGGGAGGACAUUAGGUCCCCCCUUCAGGUUAGAAGCCCCACUCGCGUGGUACGGGCUGCUCACUGUUUACUAAACAUGCCCCUACUAGCGGUAUAAUGUAUAAUGUAUAGAUGAGAAAAGAGAAAUAUAAAGUAUAGGAGUGCUAAGUCAAAUGAAAUUACUUACAUAAUCCCUGUUAAGUCCUCUAGGCAACACACUAUCACAAACAAGUUUUUAUUCAAUACAUUUUUUUUUCUCUAGCAAUUAUAUAUUACCUCCCCUUCUUGGCUUCUUAAUUUUAGUGAUAGUUUGGAAAAACAGCUGGGAGAUAUUGUGAACGUUUUGCACAGUGUGCUGGUAUUUGGAGAAAUGCUUUCUUUGUUCUUACAUCAAACUUAUGAUUAUUAAAUAUUUUAUUCAGCUUUUGAGUAGUUUCCCCAAUGUAGAUAAGGUCACAGGAACAUUUUAAUAAAUAAGCUACAUACGUUGCUUGGAAAGAAACCAUAAUCUUUCAUCUUAUAGUGGUUUCCUGUCCUUAGAUUGUGAAAUGUGUCCCCUUAAAGGGUCACUCCCCCUUAAAGGGUCACUCCAGACCCCUAAACAACUUUAGCUUGCUGAAAGCUUUAUAUGUGAAGUGUUUCCUCUUUUUUUCAGUUUGCAAAAAGUGCAUAUUUCAAUAGAAAUUUACAUUUUUAUACAUUAUACUGGUUACACCCCACUGACUUUCAAGCAGACAAAAGGUAAUGUUACUUCCUGGUUUUGUUAGCUCAAUGCAGCUGACCUCAGCAAUUACCCAGAGCACCCGACUUACAAAAACUUCUCAUUGUGCUGCAUUGGGAAGUCUGUGAUUGGACAGCCACAGAAAGUCUGGAGUUAGAAGGGGAAAGCUUGCAAAGGUAGCAGACGAGAUUGACGUUUUUGCAAGCUGUUUUUAGAUAUAUACCCAAUGAAAAAAAAGUUAAUUAAAUGCAUGAAUGUUUUCAUUUGUGGUAUAUCUACUAAAUUGUGAUUUUUAUUUUAUAUUUGGGCAGUGGAGUGUCCCUUUAAUUAACGAAUUACAGAAUUAACAUUCCAGAUAUGCAAAUGUAAAUAUCUGGCUUUUAGCAGUCUGACUUUUAAAUAUCUUCUUAAAGUGGAUCCUAAUGUAUGGCAUUAGGAUGGACUUUCGUCAACAAGGGUUAAUGCCUCCUAUCUCCUAAUGUGCUGGAUUCAUCUAACUUGUUGAUUUAUUCUCUCAGUACAAAUAUUUACUUUUGUCAUUCUAAAGAUCCCUCUUGCUCGGCAUUGAAGCUUUUUUUUCUUUUUUCAUUUUGUUUUGGCCUCACAUAACAACUCAGCUGGUUAACCACUACUCAAAAAUGUAUCUGUCAUGUAACCUUAUCUUCUUCUGAGACUAUUCCCUUAAUUAGCCAAUGUCAGUAUGUGUGGGAGCACUCAACCUAGUACAGACACUAUUGAUAUGUAGUGGGUGCAGUGGGGUUUAACCCCUUAAGGACCAAACUUCUGGAAUAAAGGGGAAUCAUGACAUGUCACACGUCGUGUGUCCUUAAGGGGUUAACCACUACUCCAUGUGGUCAAAAUGAAGAAUAACUAUCAAUAAGAAUGCUCACUGCACACCAAACUGCAUGAAUUAUCCCAUCCCCCCUUGGGCGAGCUAUCAGCAGCCUUCUUGUGAGUUUUACCUAUUAUAGCGCACAUACAUAUUUAUAUACAGUAUUACAAUAUACCAGAGGACCCAAAGUAUGGGCUUUGUGGGCCUUUGUCAAGGGUGAAUGGCAUUUCACACAAAUAAAUUUUAGGCAGAAUAUAAAAAAUAAUGUAAUAGUCUUUAGUUUUUCAUCUUUAAUAAGAUUUUUUGAGAUCAUUAGUUAAACUAUUGUCACAAGUUUGAUUGAGCAUUUCCCUAAUGAAACCUUCAAUCCUCAAUAACAUCUGACCUUCAAUCUACAGUAACAUCUGUCAUAAUUUAUGCAUUGGUAUCACCAAGUUGACCAUAUAUUUCAUUCCUAUAGUCCUGUUUGGCCAUACGUUGCCUGCCGAUUUGAUAAUUAAAUAAUCUGCAGGAGUAUUACAAGGAUCAGUCUUUCUGCCUUUGACAGAUCGGGGCUAAACUAUUUAUGACCUAUUUUAAGUAAUAUUUUAAGUCAAUGUCCCUCUUUAUGAGGUUUAUCACAGUUUCAACACAAUGUUGAUUGGCAGGAGGACUAAAAGAACUUGUAUUUCUUAAACAAAAGUGAUUCGAAGAUAAUAUGUCAUUUUCAGUAUUAGAAUAAACAUCUGCAGGUGUAUCUUCAAAGAAUAACUUUUGUCUUGAAGUCCUGAAAUAUUUGGCUAAAUCAAUGUCCAAUUAAAAACAAUUUAAUGGGAUAUUGGAGCAGAAUGACAGUCCUCACUGAAGAAUAAUUGCUUCUUGCCUCUGCUAGGGGUAUAUUUGUCAUUAUGUAAUGAAUCAAUAUUUCCACUGGUGCAUCAUUCUAUUGUAUACCUUCUUCUCCUUGGGCGGAUGUAUUCCUUUGGCCUAACUCCUUAUGUUGUCUACAUAUGUCUUCUAUUAUGACUUUGCACAAUCUUUUGAUGUUUGUUUGUUGCAACAGAAAAUACAUUUGCUUUGAAAUAAAGAAAUGUGCAGAAAUUCAGUAAAUGCCAACACCCAUCCAAUACUGUACAGAAGCCUUUGUGGGUCAGACUGCUGGGCAGAAUUCUAGCAUUUGAGAAGAAAGAGGUUUAAGAAGGCUUCUUUUUUGCACCCAAUCUGCAAUUCCAUGUAUAGUACAAAUGCUUUAUAUGAUUCAAGAUAUGUGGACAUAAUGCCCCAUACAGACAUAAUUUUUAUAUACAUUUUUUUUUACUUUGUUUGCAGGAUGAGGACAUUGUUGUAAGUUCUGUGGAAUCCACCAGAGGAAUGAAGAAUAUUUCUGAAUUCCAUCCAGGUACAAAUAGUUUGUCAUAUUUUAUAGCUCCUUGGUAGUCCAGCAUUGGGGCAAUCCUGUCAUCAUAAUGACUAGAGCAGAUUGUAGUGGUUAUGGUAGUUUGAGUGUUCAUUUAAUGACAUACCACUAGCUGAAACCUUAGGCUUUAUAUACUGUGUUUAUUGAUUUGCUUGUGUUUUUCUUUUUUCAUUCUUUUCAAUGGAAUAUUUUGUGGGUUAUUGGUUUAUAUCAGUGAUAUCAUGCAUGUCACCACACACACAAAUCACAUUCACUACCCCCUUAACACUCACAGCCACCACACACACUGCUCUAUACCUCAUAACUUUUCAAAUGGGCAAAGAGGGACACUAAAUGUAAGGAUCUCAGUGUGUGUGCAGCCAGGGGUAGUUCUGAGAAACUUCAGUUGACUUGAAUGCCAGUGACUUGGUUUUAGGGGUGAAAGGGUAACAAAAUAUCACUAUUUAAAAAAAAUACAGAUAUGCAUACAUACAUACAGACAGACAGACAUACAUACAUACAUACAUACAGACAUGAAUACAGACAUACAUACAUAGACAUACAUACAUAGACAUACAUACAUACAGACAGACAUACAUGCACACAGACAUACAUACAUACAGAGGCAUACAGACAUACAUAGACAUACAGACAUACAUACAUACAUAGACAUACAUACAGACAGACAUACAUACAUACAGACAUCCAUACAUACAGACAUACAUAGACAUACAUACAGACAUGCAUACACACAUACACAGACAGACAUACAUAAAUAAAUAGACAUACAUGCAUACAUUCACACAGCUCUUUUUUUUUUUUGAAAGGUGCCCGGUUGCGCUAUUGCACGACCACAGCCCUGACCGGGCCCCUGAAGAUAUAGGGCCCAUCGGGUGGCCCUAAGUGUGUGGGCCACCUGGUGAGCCCCAUCAGCGUGCGGGCGCCGGUGCAAGUUCCGCCGCUACACGUGGGGUCAUGGUUGUCACCCCCUGAUGGCGGCCCUGCCCCCACCACUUCAGCCUAUAAUCCCUCCACUGCUGCCCCUAACCUGCAGGUCCUAACCCACACUAAUGCUACUAACCCACCAUACUGCCCAUAACCCCCCACUACAGGCCAUAACCCCCACUUCAGCCUCUAACCAUGCAUUAGAGCUCAUAACUCCACACUUUAGCCUCUAACUCCUCACUACUGCCCGACCCCUAUUACAACCCCUUAUGCCCACACAACAUCUUGUAACCCUCACUUCAGCUUCUAACCCCCCACAAGAACCCCUAACUCCCUAUUACUGUCUUUUAACUCAACUACGCCCCCUAUCCCGCACUACUGUCCAUACCUGUCCACUACAGCCUCUAUCCCCCACUAUAACUCCUAACAUCCACAACUGCCCUUAACCACUGAUGCCUUUAAACCAUCACAACAGCACCUAAACGUCCCCCCUCCUAUCUUCCACUACUUCCCACAUGUAAUUCCCACACAUAACACAUUGCCACACACAACACUCAUAGCGGCCCAAACUUAUCACUCACAGCUAUACAAACAGCCUAAUACAUUACACACAGAAAGCCACAACACACCUCACACAUAACUACAGCACUUACAGCCACCCUACACAAGACACACACCCACACCACACAUCCACUUAACAUUUUAAUAAAUAUUAACAUUACAUAACAUAAAAAAAUUGCAUAGAAGAAGAAUUUUCCGAUGCACACCCUAAUGAAAUGGGCUGUACACGUCAAUGCAUAGCACAGGGCAGCUUUACUGGAGUCUGGGCAAAUGAGCCCAGGCAGAACCAGCAAAGAGCCAUAAUAAUGUCCAUUCGGCCAGACUGCUGUAGAAGAAGGCAUUCAGGAAUUGGACAUAUAAGAUGUCAUGACAUGCGUGGAUGAUAUGGGUAGGACAUUGGGAUGUCAAAAUGUGGGGGUGGCAAAUUAUUUUUUUGCCUAGAGCGGCAAAAAUUCUUGCACCGGCCCUGGCUGUGAAGCUCUGUUAUACACUCACACACACCGACAAUACAGUUCUCCUAGAUAUUGGUUUUCUAGACAAUGGUUUGUAUUGGCCCUGAAAAUAUUUGUAUAAUGCUAUCACAUCCCCUCUGAGGCACCAUAUUUCUAAAAUAAACAGAUUUACAUUUGUUAAAGGGACACCAUAGGCACUGUAUCUGCUUCAUCUCAUUAAACUGGUUAUAGUGUCUGGAGUCCCCUGGUACCAUCAUUUCUUUCAGCAUUAAACAGUUUUUAAUGUUGUAAUGUUUUAAUGCUAAACAAGAGUCAACGACAGUCUAUUCCCUCUGUGCAGCUUUGGCUAAUAAGGAAGUAUUACCCUGAGAGGCAAUGGGCAGCUGUGAUUGAGAGUGUCAGCUGACUGCUUUUAACCUGUCAGAGCUCCAACUGACAGUAUGAAUGGGUAUGACAACAAGGAAGUGUGUAAUCUCUGCCUUAGCUACACAUACAGAAAGGGCCGGACUGUGGGUGGCCAGGGACUCUUAUUUUGUGGCAUACUGCACAAACAUGGUGCAACACUGAAUGGAGGGACAGUGCCAGGCCACCUUAGGCACUAUAACCAAUUCAAAGAGACAAAGUGGUUACAGUGACUACAGUGUCCCUUUAACCUUUCUUUAUAACUAAAACGUUCCAUUUCUUUUAUUUUUUAUUUUUUUAUUUUUUAAAAAAUAAAUGAACAAUACAGAAAAAAACACAUACUAAAUAAAUUAAUAAAAGAAGGAAAUACACAAUAAUCAUUAAAAAAAACAAUACUAUACAAAACAAUAAUAUAUAUAAAACGGUGAGUUGCUCCAUCCUAGCCCUUUCGGCCUAGGUCUACACUAGGACAGUGAAUUUUCUUUUAUAACAAAGUAAACGUUAAGAUAUUGUCGAGGAAUAAAAGAAGAGAGACAAAAGAAGAGAGAAGAAAAAAAAAAUUUCUUUCCCUUCCUACUCCCUCUCUCUCCUCAUUUUUUUUCUUUUCUUCUCUUACUCUACAAGGGAUAACUUGAUCAUCCAAAGGUGUAUCAAAAGUUGUUUUCUUCAAAUUCCUAUUCAACCCUCCUUCUAUUGUCAACUGAAGGGUAAGUUGCUCUUUUCCAGUUUUCCAGUUUGGGAGAGUAUUAAUACUCCAAGCUCUAGCUAUUGAGAUUUUGGCUGCUACCAGUGCGUGAAUGAAAAAAUAUUGCAGAUUUGAGUUAUAAUUGUUCAGGUUUACCAUGACGUCUAUCCCCACCUACCAAUAUUCAGUGUGCACUCUGGAACGCCCGCUCCAUCUGCAAAAAUAUUAAAUCAUCAGCCAUACAUGACCUCUUCAUAUCAAAUUCUUUCACAUUUAUUGCACUCACUGAGACCUGGCGGUCCCCCUCUGAUACUGCUACUUCUGCUUCCUUAGAUUAUGGUGGGCUACAAUUCUCCCACACUCCCAGACUAAAAAACUGUAAAGGAGGUGGUGUAGGCAUCCUUCUCUCCCCUCAAUGUACUUUUCAACCUAUCCUCCCUGCCCUAUCCUUUACUUCCUUUGAAGUUCACAUCGUCCGUCUUUUUUAACCUACUCCUCUAAGAAUUGCCAUCAUUUAUCAUUUCUUCCUGGCUACCCCAUUUCCUCUCCUCUUGCACUCCUUCCCUCAUUCUUGAGGACUUUAAUAUCCCAAUCAACAACCCUAACUGCCCUGAUGCCUAUCGUCUGCUCUCUAUAACCUCCUCCGUUGGACUCACACAGUGGUCUAAUUCAUCAACUCGUAGAACAGGAAACACUCUUGACCUCAUCUGUCACCAAUCUCUGUACCACCGCUAAUCUCUCCAAUGCUCCUUUUCCUCUAUCUGACCACCAUCUGCUGUCCAUUGACAUCUGCAUAACCCGAACCCAAAGUACCUCAACCUUACCACAUCAGUCUUGCAAAAUCCUCCAUUGUCUUGCCGUACAGUAAUUCUCCACCAACCUCCAAAGUCUCCUUUCACCAAUCUCAAAUCUCACCUGCCCUAACACUGCAACCUCCCUCUACAACUCCACUCUCUCCUCUCAACUAGACAUCAUGGCACCUCCUACACUUAAAUGCACUAAAGGUCCCAAUUACAGCCCUAGCACACCAAGCUGACCCGAUACCUUCAAAAAUGUUCCAGAACUGCAGAAUGCUGCUCGAGAAAGUCUCACUCUGCGUCUGACUUCCUCUACUUUAAAUUUAUGCUGCUCUCCUACAGUCUAGCUCUUUCCUCUUCAAAAGAAAACUACUUUAAUACACUCAUAACCACACUCUCCCACGAGCCCAAACAACUGUUUCAUGCUUUUAACUCUUCUUCGCCCUGUCGUGCCUCCUCUUCCUACCAACUUGACCCCAACAAACUUUGCAACUCACUUCACUGAGAAGAUUUAUACAAUCUCUCAUCUCUCUCCAUCAAUUACGAACUUUUCCCCUACCCACACUCACUCAGCUGUCCUACCUUGAUUUGCACCUGCUACAGCAGAAGAGGUUUCUGCUCUGCUCCAUUCCUCCCAUCCCACCACCUGUUCCCUUGAUCCUAUUCCCUCGUAUCUCAUACGCACUUUGUCUUCUUCUCUUGCACUGCAUCUCACAAAAAUUUUCAAUCUCUCCAUCUCCUCUGGCACAUUUCCUCUACUCUUCAAACAUGCAACCAUAACCCUGAUUCUGAAAAUGCCCAACCUUGACCCUAAUUCCCUGUCCAACUACAGCCCCAUCUUGCUCUUGGCCUUUGUCUACAAGAUCAUUGAGCGAGUUGUGUAUGCGAGAUUGACACACUUCCUCAAAUCCAACUGUCUGUUUGACCCGCUUCAAUCUGGAUUCUGCGCUCAUCACUCUGUUGAAACAGCUGUGACCAAAGUAUACAAUGAUCUUAUCACUGCUAAAUCCCAUGGCCACUACUCUAUCCUAAUUCUACUCGACCUUUCUGCUGCUUUUGACACUGUUGAUUAUCAACAGCUUCUUCUCAUCCUACGUAAUCUCGGUCUAUGAGAUACUGCUCUCUUCUGGUGCUCUUCCUACUUCUCCCAGCUCUCAUUCAGUGUUUCUUCCUCUGGCUUUGCCUCUGCUCCCCAAUCCCUCUCUGUUGGUGUUACCCAAAGGUCUGUCCUUGGUCCCCUAUUGUUCUCAAACUACACUGCCUCCUUUGGUAAACUCAUCAGCUCCUUCAGCUUCCAGUAUUAUUUCUAUGCAGAUGACACGCAAAUUUAUCACCACCCCUCUUGACUUGUGUCUCUGACUGCCUCUCUGCUAUUUUCAAUUGGAUGGCUGCUCAUUUCCUUAAACUGAACCUGUCCAAAGUAGGACUUCUGGUCUUCCCUCCCUCAAGUGUUGCUACAACCUUGUCUGUAUCCCUUCAAGUUAAUGGCGCUUCCAUCUGCUCUACCUCUAAGGCUCGCUGUCUAGGUGUUCUCUUUGACUCUGACCUCUCCUUCACCCCUCAUAUCCAAUUAAUCGCCAAAUCCUGAUGCUUCCAUCUCAAAAACAUUGCGCGCAUUUGACCCUAUCCAACCCUUUACCUGAUUUGGUAAAGCUGCUUGUCCAUGCUGCUGACCUCUCUCGCCUUGACUACUGUAAUCCGCUUCUCAGUGGUCUUACGUGUUCCCAACUUGCCCUGUUACAGUCUAUAAUGAAUGCAGUGGUGAGGCUCAUCUUCCUGUCUGAGCACGCCUGCCCCUUUGUCUGCUCCUCCAUUGGCUUUCUGUAAGAUAUAUAAGGCUCAAUUUAAGAACCUGACACUUGCUUACAAAUCUCUAUACAAUGCUGCUCCCAUCUACCAGGGGCGGGCUGGGCCGGGGGGCAGGGAGGCAAUUGCCCCCCAGGCCGCCCUAAAUUCCUGUAAGGCCUGUUCGUACUCCUACCUCUGAUGCUUGCCUUAAAGAUUUCUCUAGAACUGCACUGUUCCUAUGGAAUGCCCUUCCUUUCUCUGUUAGACUCUCACCCAAUCUCCAAAUCUUUGAAAACUUAUUUCUUUAGAAAAGCAUAUCAAUUAAACUGUGAACAGCUUUCCCUCCAUGCACCCUGAUUCCUCUCCUGAAACUGUAAUCAAAACAAAACACUAAGCCCUCAAUAAAAACUAUCCUAGAAACCUAUUUUUCUACUCUAUCCUUACCUUUUGUGUCACUAUACCCCACUCCCUCUACCAUGUAAGCUUAUUGAGCAGGGCCCUCAAUCCCUCUGUUCCUGUGCGUCAAACUUGUCUGGUUACAAAUAUGUGUCUGUUAGUCCACCCAUUGUACAGCGCUACAGAACUUGUUGGUGCUUUAUAAAUAAUAAUAGUAAUAAUAAUAAAAUGUAGCAUGACCACUUCUGGAGAAAAGGAUAGGUUAAUUCCUAUUAACAGUUUAAUCUGGCCCAAAAACUUCCACCAAAACCCUUGCAAUGGGCAACAACUCCACUAAAUAUGGAAGAAAUCCCCCUUUUCCAAAUUGCAUCUCCAGCACGAGUCAGAUAGACUCUGAUUCAUUUUAAUAAGUCAACUAGGGACCAGGUAUAAUCGGUUAAGGAUCUUAAAAUGUAAUUCCGUUAAGUUUAAACAGUUGAUAGAUUUAGAAACUGUUGUCCAAGACAGUUUCCAAUAUUGUAAAAGGAUCUUUUUAUUUAGGUCCUUGUCUCAUUUUUCCAUAGCAGGAAAAAUAAUAUUGGCAUCAGAGCAUUUCCGUAACGAGUUACAUUUGUUUAGCAGAUUCUUCAUAUCUUUUCCCUUUAUUAAGAAUCCCAGACUGUUAUGGAAUUCAAAAUUUUCUUUAGGUAGAAAGUUAUUCAAAAAGUUUUUGACAAAUUUAGUACGUAUUUGUUUAAACGGUUUAUUACUUGGCCCCAUCGUUAUAUCCUCAAAUCUUUUUAUGCCUGCGUUGCUCUAUUUAUUAAGAUUUAAAUCUUGAAUAUUAUAACAGAGGACUGAAAUCGGCAAGGCACUAAUAAUACGACUUCUGAGUUCUGUGUUUCCCUUUAUUUUUUUACAUAUUUUAAGAACAGAUUUUAUUACUAAGCUGCCAGAGCUUGAUUGAGAUGUGAGCGUAUAACUAUCUUGAGUCCUCCAAAAAAACAUUGCAAAAUCUUUGAAAUCAGUAAUUUUCUCUUCCACAGCAUACCACCUUUCUUGUUUGGACACAGACAUUUGUGAAAUAAUGCUGUGGAAAAGAACUCCAGCUUUAUGAUAUUGAUGGAUUACUGGAAGACCUACUCUUCCCUGGCAUUUACUGAUAGAGAGGUAUUUGCUUGCCAUUCUAGGUUUUUUCCCUUGCCAUAUGAAUUUAGAAAAUGAAUGCUGAAUCAUUGUCAUCCAACUGUCUGGGAUACUCAAAGGGAUCAUUCUAAACAAAUACAAUUUGGCAAAAUACAAGAUUUGAUAAUGUUGAUUCAACCCCACCAAGAACUUCCACUCCUUUAGUAAUCAAUUAAAGGGACUCUCCAGGCAGAGUAGUUUACUCACCUGGUUCCAGCGCCGGGAGCCUCGUGAAGCCGCGUCCCCUAUUUCGUCAAAAUGACGAAAUAGGCGGGCGCGAGCAGGGAGCAAUCAGACGCUUCCAUUUGGAAGCAUCAUUGCUCCCUUGUUCCUUUCUCUGAAAAUACAGUGUAUACAUUAGAUUGCCUGCAGAGAGCUAUAGAUCUCACCUGAACAAAUACAUUAAGCUGUAGUUGUUCAGGUGACUAUAGUGUCCCUUUAAUUUUAGUAAAUAAUGGGAGGAGAUUCAUUUCCAUUAUUCUCUUUGGAUCUGCACAAAUGUUAAUUCCCAGAUAACUGAAUAAAUUUUCAUCCCAGACAAAAUCCAACCUCUUUUUGAUCCUCAUUCUUUUCUUCUUUGGUGAUAUUGCUAGCCAGAAAUAUUGUUUUAUCCGUGUUUAGUUUGUAGUCCGAGACGGUUGAAAAUUUCCCAAUGACUUUUGUAAGUUGUAAUAAUCAUUCCUUUUAUUAAUUUCCAUCCCAAGAUUUAAUGCCCCUUGUUAUUUAUGACAAUACCUUACUGGCCUUAGCAAUUGCUGAUUGACAUUGCACAUUGCUGCCUAAUUUGUUGUCUAUAACAAUUCCCAAAUCCUUCUCAUGUGUUGUUUUCUCUAAUUCACUACUGUUUAGGAUGUAUGUUGAUUGCGCAUUCUUUACGCCUGAAGUGCAUUACUUUGCUUUUAUCUACAUUACAUUUCAUCUGCCAUUUGAGUGCUCAGUCCCCCAAUCGAUCUACAGUAGAUUUCAGUUUUAUCUAGACCAAUUUAUAACUCUAACCUAUUGUGUGGAACCAUAUAAAAUGCCUUGUCAAAAUCCAAAACCAAAGCAGCACACAUCCACUACAACACCCUUCGUAGAAUGUAAUUAAUUUAGUAUGACAUGACCUAUGUUUCAUAAAACCAUGCUGAUCAUUGCUAAUAACAAUGUUUUUCCCAAUAAAUUCCUGAAAAUGAUCCCUUAAUAACACUUCAAAUACUCUCCCAGCCACAGAAGUUAGGCUGACGGGUCUAUAUUUUUUUUUUGUAAAUCUUUAUUUUUGCAAGUGUCAUGUUACAUCACAAAAAAAUUGUAACAAAUAUGCAAAUGUGAGGACUUCACGACAAAUUGACAGUAUUGUCUCGAAAAUCCACCCAAUUAUUUUUUAUUAACUAAACUAUUUAUCCAGACUAGUUUGAAAGGGCCUUGACAGGGCUGAAAAUUGUGCCUGUGUCCAAAUAUUUCGAGACCUAACUCUACAUUUCUACACAUGCUGUAUUUUUUUUUAUUUGUUAUUUAUCUAAUCAGUAGGAUAAUGUAUACUCAUGCCAUUAAUAAUGUCAUUGGUGAUAUAUUUUUAUUUUAUUAACUCUGUCAUCUGCGAUGUAAUCUAAAAUAAUAAUUCUAAUACCUUUUUUUUUCAAUUAUAUUUUCUCUGAUCUGUAGGAUGAUGCCAUGGGCAAUAUCACUAGCAAUGCCUUUGAUGUUGUCAUAAUUGAUAUCAUUAGGUCACUGGUGAUUUUAUUAGAGUGGUAAUUGGUGAUGUAGUCAGUGAUAUCCUUAAUGUAGUCAGUGAUAUCAUUAAUGAUGUCAUGCAAAGCACGGGUAAUUUAUGUUUGGAAUUUUGUUACUUUUUGACAUUUGAACCUAAAUUCUGGGCAUUAACACAAUGGUUUUUUUUUUUUUUACCUGUUAACAUAUUAUAAUUUUAUAUAAGAGAAAAUAAUCAUAUGAAAAACACAUUAGCAGUUUAAAAAAAUAUGGUUUUGUACAUUUUAAGCAGCUGUUCAGACAACAACAACAACAAUUAAGCCUUCAAGAGAAUAUGAUGACUACACAGCAAAACAGGAUAACAGGUAUAAUGUAAGUAUCACAAUGUAAUAUAAGGAUAAUAAGAUCUUAAAGGGACACUCCAGUACCCAAAUACAAAAUAAAUAAGAAUCACUGUUUAGUGGAUAUACCUCAAUUGAAAACUUGAUGCAUUUAAUUAUGUAUUUGUUUUAGAUACAUCUAAAAUCAGCUUUAAGUGUUGCUUCAGCAGUAACGGGACUCUAAAGGCGCACAGACCACUUAAUAUCAAUAUCCCUGUCUUUUUACCCCUGUAAAUCAGGCUUCCCCUCCAGAUGUUGCUGAACUACAACUCCCAUGAUUCUCAGCCUAUCUAUUUCAUUCAUAGAAUCAUGGGAGUUGAAGUUCAGCAACAUCUGGGGGACUGGAGUUUGGAAAAGCCUGCUGUAAAUGAAAAUAUUGCUAUUCUGCAGAACCAGUAUGCAGUGGGAUAAAAGGUAAGUAGCUUGGGGGGUGGGGGACACUUACAUAAGAAACCCUUAUAUACAUAGAGAAACACUAUAGCAUUAGGCAUACAUGUUCGUAUUCUUAACGCUAUAGUGUUUGUGUGUAGCAGCAUUGUGUGCUAAUGCCAAGCCUAUCGGUCUUAAGUGCUUUUAAGCAGUUGUUUUCUGCAACUCAAGGCAAAGGUAUUUACUUUGGUGCUGAAGGGUGCUGUAUAGAAAAGAGAUCCCAUGCUCCAGAGAAUCGGUACCAAGACAUAGUUCCUCAAAGCUCAAUUCCCACACAAGACAGGGGCACUGUGGGAAACCCUGUACAAUGGUAGUGAUCUGGUGUAGUCUAAACCAGGGCUCAACAAGUCACAGGCCCCGGGUCACCAUGGCAACUAUAAAUUUAGUCCUGGCGCGUGGGAUUUGCAAAGGCGGUCGCUGGGGUAGCAUUGGAGCUGGCCGCCGUUGGGAACAUAGAGGGGGUCUGCCCCAGCAGCAAGGAGACAGCACGCAAGGUAGCAGUAAUCUUCCUGCAGCUCCUGUCUGCUCCCUCGUGCUGUUUAGUGAUGACAUCACUCCGGCCCCAGCAUCAGAGCGGCCAAGGGAGCAGAGAGGAACUGCAGGAACAUUAGAGAGCAGCCCCACUUGACCCCAGGGGAAGAUCCACUCAGCUCUCCCAAAGAUAGGGAGCCUGGGUGGACAUACAUAAAAAUAAAAAUAUCAAUUUCUGAGUGUGUGAGAAAAUGUGUGUGUCUGUCAGUGAAUGUGUGUGUGUGUGUGUGUUUUUGUGUCUGUCAGUGAGUGUUUGUGUGUAUCUGUGAGAGAGUGUUUUUUGUCAGGUAUGUUGUUGUCAGAUAUUUUGUGAUAAGAUUGAAAUUAAAAAUGUAUACUGUUAAGUCACUACUUAGCAAAUGUGACUCCCUUUUGUAACAGAAUGCAAAAGACAAGCACAUUUUGUUUCUUUCUCUCUCCAUUCACUGCAUCAGCAAACUAUGAAAUGCGACUAUCUAAACACUGACCAGACAUAAGGUAUCUUCUUACAAGAAACCCAAUUGGGGUAGAGAGCCCAGCCCACACAUAUAUAUCAAAUCAGAUAUAUAUACAUACAUAUACAUAUAUAUACUAACUAUAUUAUGACCGAGGACGACCGAGGACGGUUCAGGACCGUCAUUGGCAUUUUAGCGUUGCCGACCGCUGAUGGUCCUGAACCGUCACAACGGCCUUAUGUACUUACCUGAUCGCCGUCAUUCCCGCAGCGGCGAUUGGUGGUGCUCCCGGUGUGGGGAGACUGCCUGCAGCCUAGACAGUCUCCCCAUGGCGGAUUAGGACCCCUGGGGCCAUGUGAUCGCUCAACAGAGUUGUCACAUGGUCACAAUAGGUGUCCAUGUGUCUCCCUGCAGGGGGACUGCCUGUGCUGACAGGCAGUCUCCCUGCUAGUGUAAAAUAAAAAAAUGUUAAUGUUAAUAAAAAAAAAACCACAAUUAUAUAUGUGUAUAUAUAUAUAUAUAUAUAUAUGUCUAUAUAUCAUAUAUAUAAUGUCAUACUAAGUGUAUUUUUAUAUUAAUAUGUACAUAUAUUAAUAUAAAAAUACACUUAUAAUUAAAUUACACACGUGUAUAUAUAUAAUAACUAAUAAUAUAUAAUAUAAUAAAUAAAUAAUACAAAUAAGUAAUUUAAAUUAAAUGAAAAAAUAAUACAAAUUAAAAAAAUUAUAUAUCUAUAUGAAAUUUUAUUCUAACUGUAUUUUGAUAUUAUAUAUAUAUAUAAAUAUAUAUAUAUAUAUCUAUAUAUUUAUAUCAAAAUACACUUAGAAUGAAAUUGUAUAUAUAUCUAUGUAUAUAUAAAUAAAUAAAUAAAAAUAAUACAAAAUAUACAUAUGUCCAUAUACAAAAUUACAUAAUUAUAUAAAUAUACAUGUAGACUUCAAAUAUAUAAAUAUGCAUACAUAUUUAAAUUCUACGUGCGUAUUUAUGUAAUAUUUUUAGAUUAAGUAAUUUUAUUGAUUUCAAUUUAAGGGACCUGCCUGCCAACACAGGCCGAAAGUCCAGAGAAUUUAAUUUGCUAGCACUAUAUUUUACCCUGUAACUUUCUAUGACACCCUAUAACCUGUACAUGGGGGGUACUGUUUUACUCGGGAGACUUCGCUGAACAGAAAUAUUAGUGAUUCAAAACAGUAAAACAUAUCACAGCGUUGAUAUUGUCAGUGAAAGUGAUUUUUUUGCAUUUUUCUCACACAAACGGAACUUUCAUUGAUGAUAUCAUUGUUGUGAUACGUUUUACUGUUUUGAAACACUAAUAUUUGUGUUUAGCAAAGUCUCACGAGUAUAACAGUACCCCACAUGUACAGGUUUUAUAGCGUUUUUGAAAGUUACAGGGUCAAAUAUAUGGGUCAAAUAUUUUUACAUUGAAAAUGGCCAGGUUGGUUAUGUUGCCUUUGAGAGCAUAUGGUAGUCCAGGAAUGAGAAUUACCCCCAUGAUGGCAUACCAUUUGCAAAAGAAGACAACCCAAGGUAUUGCAAAUGGGUUAUGUCCAGUCUUUUUUAGUAGCCACUUAGUCACAAACACUGGUCAAAAUUAAUGUUCAAUUUAGUUUUUUACUUUUUUCACACACAAACAAAUAUGAACGCUAACUUUGGCCAGUGUUUGCGAAUAAGUGGCUACUAAAAAAGACUGGACAUACCCCAUAUUGAAUACCCUGGGUUGUCUGCUUUAAAAAAAUAUGUUCACGUGGGGCGUUAUUCAGAGAUUUAUGACAGAUAAUAGUGUUGGAAAAAAAAGCAUGUAAACACUGGGUAUUUUUAAACUCAGGACAAAAUUUUUAAUCUAUUUAGAAGUUUUUUUCAUUCGCUUUUGUAGACGAGUAAAAGAUUUUUCAAGUAAAAGUAAAAAAAACAUAUUUUUUUCAAUUUUUCAUUUUUUUUUUUUUAAAUUAAAUUACAUGAGAUUAUAUAAAUAAUGGUAUGUAAAGAAAGCAAUUUUUGUCCUGAAAAAAACAAUAUAUAAUUUGUAUGGGAACAGUGAAUGAGAGAGCGGAAAAUUACAGCUAAACACAAACACCACAAAAGUGUAAAAAGAGGCCUGGUCGCAAAUGUACAACAUCGCAAAAACAGUCCGGUCCUUAAAGGGUUAAUCAUAUACAGAUAGUAACAUGUUAAUAAUAUUGAAUAUUAAAUAUCGGGGCUGAAGCUUAAUCAAACUAAAUGCGAACUGCUGAACAUAUUGACUCCAACAGAAGUGCGAGAGCGGAUCACACGCGAAUAUCCCUUCCACUGGUGCUCAGACCAGAUGCGAUACCUGGGAAUUUGGAUACCCAGCAACCCGAAAGAGCUAUACACCAGGAACUACAUCCCCCUCCUACGCACAAUACUUCUCGACCUCAAAAAUUGGAACCAUGGCAUAUCCUGGCAGGGACGCAUAGCGGUGAUUAAAAUGAAUAUCCUACCACGGCUGCUUUACUACUUUAACACCAUUCCCUGGCACAUACCACCAGUAUUUUUUGCAACUCUUAAAUCGGCAGUAAUAAAAUACGUCUGGAAAGGAGGGAGACCACGACUCAGCUACGACAAGCUAUGCUUACCUAAGAACUGGGGCGGACUAGCGUUACCCGAUAUCCGCAAAUACUUCCAGGCCACGGUUUUACAGCGGAUAAGAGAUUGGCACGCAGCGUCCGAAAACAAAUUGUGGGCUGCACUAGAUAGGGAGAGCACAAACAAAGCCCUCAGCAUGUAUACAUGGCAAGGCUCAGCAGACGCGGCAUCAAAAUUAGGCAAUGAAUCACCCAUUGUACAAACGCUGAAGACGUGGUCAUCCUUGAGACGGAAUCAACGUAUCUCCCCACAACCGAGCCCAUUGAUCCCGAUAACACACAAUACUGCGAUAGGUGGGGGGCUGCACCGAUCGGCCUGGGAGACGGAGAUUAUAUCCCGAUGUCUGAGGUCCUGAGCAAUACAGGAUUGAGAAAUUUACGAGAGUGGAGUGCGGCGCCACAACAGACGCUGAUGCACAGAUUUCGUUACGCACAACUGCGGCAUUUCUACUUCAACCUCCCCAACAGGGUAGCGAUACACAGAGAGCAGACGUGGUUCGAACGCCUCUGCAUGACCAACACCGGCGCAGACGGUAGAGUAUCGCUCAUCUACCAACAAUUAAUAACGGGAGACCACACACGUAAAAAUGCGUUUAAGAGGCAGUGGGAAGAGCUGACAGCUAGGACAUACACUGAGGCACAAUGGGAACAGAUAUUAAUAUUACAGCACAAGAGCUCCAUAAGCACCAGGUAUCAGGAGGUCAACUUUAAGCUAAUCUCUCAAUGGUACAGGACCCCAUCUCUACUACACAGAAUAUUCAGGGGAACCACAGAUACAUGCUGGAGGUGUGAAUCCCAAACAGGCACCCUACGGCACAUCUGGUGGGACUGCGCACUGAUUAAGCCAUAUUGGGAGGACAUACAAAGGGAAAUGACGACAAUCCUGGGAGACUUGCCGGACUUUAGCAUAGAAAUGGCCCUACUGCAUUACACGGAAGGCUCGAUAGCCCAAUACAAGCGAUCAAUAUUAAGGCACCUGCUUAACGCAGCGAAAGCAUCUAAACCAGUCAAAUGGAAACAGACCCAACCACCGACUGUUACAGAGUGGCUACAGAAAGUUGAGGAAAUGCACACAGCUGAGGCGCGGUACGCAGAACUACUAGGGAGAAGCACCAAACACGUCGACAUCUGGACCCCAUGGUAUGUCUACCUUUCACGUCCCGGAACUAGGGAGACAUAGCACACACCAUAACACCUGGGGUUUGAGGGUGCCCGGCGCACCCCGACACAUGUUGUCCUUCAAAUUCCCCUCCCCCCCUCCCCUUCCCUCCUUUUACCCACUGCAUCUAAUCAAAUCCACGUAACUUUUCUGAGGGUCUUCGCAGAAGCGGCUUGACCUGCGCCCGAGGAGGCCGGAGCCAGGAGGACCCGAGCGAGCCGUUACACGAUAUAUAGCCAUAACACGAAGCAACUUCCGUAGAUACGAGUCAUCGACUUAAAUAACAGCUGACUGAUGGAGGUAGAAUGGGACCAGACACAUAGAGAACUAGUUCCCAAAGUAAGACACAAUUAACUGACGGGAGGAUAGGAACUAAACAUCUGCCCCAUGACAUAUUAGGGCGACUGGACGCAGACAUAACAUACACCUGACCAGAGGGAUAUACAAACAAACCGAAACAGUCAAGCUAACAUUUAUUACACAAUUUACCUUUGGGGCUACUUUCUAUAGGAGAUCCCAGGUUAAAACUAAGAUUUGGGGAAUCACUUUCUCAACAGUGACAUGUAAGAAAUUGGAACCCGAAUUAUUGAUUCCAUAACAAUAGAAUUAGUUAAGCGAAUAAUUCCCUAUACUAAGCUUAAUAGCCUAUGUGUCAAGUGUCUCUAAUUAUUGACGCAAAUGCUUUUCUGCUCUACGUGUCACAUAUUUUUGGUAUUGAUGCUACUACCUUGUUUUUUCCGUCAGGCCAGUAAGCUUAAUUCUACAGCAGAACCUUAUAGUAUGGUAAGGAUAUAACCUCUCGUUUCUACUCAGCCUGUCAUUAUUGAAUUUGCUUCUGCUUCAGAAGUACGCACUCACCUACAAUUGUUAAACCUGUCUACAUCUUAAUGACUGCUGUUAUGACGCUUGACGAAUGUCACGUGAUCGAAAGACACUAAUGCUCAUUAUUUGUACCAUUAUUCAACUUGUUUCUAUGCACAUGUACGCUGUUGUGGUGUAUGUAUAUGUUUUGUACUCACCUGAACGACAAAAUAAAGAAUUUACAAAAAAAUAAUAAUAUUGAAUAUUUAUAAAUAGAAUCUAAUGAAUAAAUCUCAUAUUAUUAAAACUAAUAUUAGCUGAAUGUGUUUAAAAGACAUGUAUGUAUCACACAUUGUCACAUAUUACUAAUAUAGACACAUUAGCUUCAUACAAUAGGACAGUGUAACUGAGAAAACCAGACGGAUAGAAUUAUCAAGAAGAAAUAUUCCCAUAGUAAUUAAUUUUACUUUUCAAAUUCAAUGGGAUCUUUACAAAACCCCAUUGUAAGAGUGAGUUGAACCAAAGUCCAAAAAAAGAUACUUUAUGGCACGAAAAGGAGACUGCAAGUCUCACAAAAGCUCUUGAAGUUUGACAGCUAGCUUGCACCAUAGCGAUAAGAAAUUUGAAACGUCAUAUGCAUCACAAUAUUCAAUUAACCUCUGGUAGUUGGAAUUUGUAGUGAGAAAUUAUUGUGAUGCUAUAAGGCCAUCUACUGAUCAAUGUCAAUAAACCAAUCAGUACAAGAAGGUUCACCCACCUAUUCCCAUUGGUCACUUUAAAUUAGUGAUGUACAAAAAUUUAAGAUAAGAAAUCCUUUAAAAAAUGGAAACAAAGGAGGUAAAAAGGAAAGAGAGUUCCAGGAUGAGAUCAGAGGGUUGGAUGUAAGAUCAUCAGACGAGAUCGGACAAAGAAAAACACUCUAGACACACCUAACACUCUGUUUUUCCAACUGAGUCCUUGGACUUUGAAAACUUACUCUGCACCUUUCCAAUUUAAUUUCUUUGUUAGCCAAAUCAAUUCUGCCUAAGAAAUCAUACAGAAAUAUCUCUAUAUUUCAACUCAAUCUCUCUAUUUAAAUAAAUACUGCACUCACCAUUCAUGGGAUUAUAUCUCCAAGCCUAAAUAAUUUUCUACUAAGAAAGCUGGUAAAUAUGCUGGUUUAAUUUAAUAUAAAUUAAUAUUUUUUUUACUAAAAACAGAUAUCUACCUGGAUAAUGCUGAACCGAUUUCAAACUUUUAAAAUCAUAUUUGGAGGAGAAAUUUAUAAUUCCAUAUCCCAUAUCUGUAGAUGGAAUAUAAAGAAUAAUAUAUUUACUGUUAUUUGCCAAGUUUAGCAUAUCAAGCUAUUAUUCAGAGAUACUGAGCAAUCUGAAUUUAGGGAUCGUUACUCUUUAAUCAGAAAGUAUCUGCGGUGUAAAACACUGUUAGAAUUAUUCUUUUUGGUUACCGGAUGGAAGAAAAUAGUGAAAUUGACUAUAUGUGUGAGAAACAUUGUAACUUUUGAGUUGCAAUAUUCAAGUUGUGAUAAAGUGAAGGCAGAUAGUCCUUUUAACCCCAGGGGAAGUACGUGUAGUUCGUGUGUUGCACAACCCAACGCUCUGUUUAGUUAUGGGCCCCUGGGGUGGAGCAUUUGGAGAGAAGGGUGGGCCAAUGCUCCACUCCACAGUUUAGUGGUUUUCUGGGGAGACAUAGAUCCAGGCCAGGGUUUUUUGGACCGUCUCCAACCCACUGCUCAGCUGCAGUUAAUGAGCUAUUGCAGUGGAAUAAACCCCUCCCGGCUAGGCAGGAAAAGGAGAGGGAUUGCUGGCUUCCUCCCAGGAAGCAGGUAGGAGAGAGAGGCUGUUCUCUCCAGAUAGAGUCAAGGAGACUAGGCACUUGGAGUGCAGAAGGGAAGCAGUCAGGUCAAGGCUGGCUUGGAGCACUGGGAGUGCAGAAAGGAAAGCAGUCAGGGCAAGGCUGGCUUGGAGCACUGGGAGUGCAGAAAGGAAAGCAGUCAGGGCAAGGCUGGCUUGGUGCACUGGGAGUGCAGAAAGGAAAGCAACAGGCUAGCUAGCAGAGUGUUGCUAUCUAAUAAGGUUGGUGCAAUAUUGUUUUGUUUAGUUUAACCCUGAGAGAUAGGGAACCUAAUGUAAGUUAGUGCUCAGACGAGCUAGGUUUUUGUUUAUAGGGUUUUGUGUUACAUUUAUGUUUUAAUGUACUGCUGUAUCCUGUGUGGAUUUAACAAUAAAGUGACUGGAUUAUAUGCAAAGCAAAGGACUGUGCAUGUUUUUGCCCUAGAGGACCGUGCUACCUGCAAACAAGGAUCACAAUAUGGUGGAGAAUGCGGGCAAAGUAGCACAUUGAGGGUCUGUGGGUGUGCCAGUCAUUCGGUAGUCUGCUUGAGGACUUUUAUUUUUGCAGACCUGUUAAGCAAACAAGUAGCACUGUACCUUUAAGACUGUUACCUGCUUGGUGCUAUAAUGGAGGACCUGCUGAGAGCUGUGGUACAGGCAACGGCUAAACAACAAGGCACAAACAGUUUCCUGGCUGCACAGGUUAAGAACCUGAGGGACGCUCAGCAGGAGCAUAGAGCUGCCCUUACUGAGGUUUUGCAGAUUGCCCCCUGCAGGGAGCGUGAGGACAAGGGACCCUGUAACCAAGCUACUGACAUCCUGCAUGGCAUGACAGAGGCAGUAGAAGAAGUCUUCAGCAAGCUGAAAAGCAUGGAGGCAGCAAAGCGUGCUGUUGAGAAACACGCAGGAGAGAGAGAACAGGAAUUAGAAGGCAAGAAGGAUGAAAUUGAGCCUAAAAGUAGUGAUAAAGAGGUCUUUGAAAAAGAGUUGGUGGUAAGCAAAAACCACCCAGAAGGUGUAAGUAAAGCUAGUGUAUACGGCCUGGGAAAGAAACAUGAAGCAGAAGCCACCUAUGUACACCCAAGUGAACAAGUCAAAGGCACGAAAAGCAGACUGACUUGGGGAGUCAGAGAAGACAACAGCAGAGGAGCUGAGCAAAAUGGAGAGAAGCAAGGCACCCCAGUGGAGUAUAACAAUGCGGUGCACUGUUUAGUAGCUGAGGCUACCCAAGAAUGUCGACCAGCUGUUGAACAGUUUGGCAGAGAAAAGCAAGGCCGAGAAGUAGUGGCAAAAUUAAAUCAAAACAAGAAAGGCAAAGUAGCCGCUUCUGAUCUAAGCCAAGAGAGACCGACAGUUACAGAACCAAGCUGUGGUGAUAAGAUAGGCACGUCCGCACCUAAGCCUGACCAAGGCGAAAGUGACAAAGUAGAUGACAUUGGCGUAGCAGAACAAAAUAUUUCAGAGACACCUGGUAUUGUUAAAAAGACUUUGAAUGAUUGUCCAGGAGCCGUAGAACUAGAUCUGCUGGCAAAGACUACUGCUACAAGGCCUGGGCGCACUGACUACCGGGAACAGCUGCCAGAUUCUGGGAAGACAGUCAUGGAAUUAAAGGCGGGACUCGGAAUGCCUGACCGGCUGUUUGAUACCAGGGCUGUAAUGACUCAGCGAGAGGCCAUGACUGCGUCUCUGGACACCCCCAUAGGGAGCAAGGCAGGUUCCCAGGGAUUUGCAGAACAGAUGGAGGAUGUUGUGGAGCCCUUCGCGGAGAAACUUGUUCCAGUGAAGGAUGAGCUGGUGACAGAACCAGGUCUUGAAGAGGUUGAGCACCUGGAAAAUUCAGCUCAUGAAGGAAUUGGACGUAUAGCUACACGCCAAGCCUUUGCAAAGUUUGCUUUUGAAAGUUACUCUAAUGCUGAGAGAUUAUCAAAUCAGAAGCUGCUGUGGAUGUGGAAGCAGUUGAUGAUGAUUCAGAGGAACUUGGCUACUAAGGAGCCACACAGUACUGAUCCUCAGCCUAGAUCUGCUAGCAACCAGAUAAGUGGGGAAACUGGAAAGCAAGGACAAAGUCUGGGACAAUAUACCUAUGAUGGUAGAACGUACCUAAAAGUCCUAUUUUGGCUACGAGACCAGACUGAGAAAAACUGCUUCAACUGCCGCAUGCAUGGACAUAUUACAUAUAGCUGUCUUGAGAGUGAAGAGACAAUACAAUGUGACAUAGUAAUAAGGGCUCUGUAUAGGAUUGUAUUGACUUGCUUAAAGAUGUGUAUGGUGACUGGUGGUGGUGUUACAGCACAGCUAAAAGUGGUGAUGGUGGUAGGGAAGAGUGCACAAGCACUGAUAGAUUCAGGGAGCAAGGUAGCCGCCAUCUACAAUAGGCCACUUCCUGUAACUGAGAAGCUAGUCAGGGCUGGUAGAGCCCUAGGUGUUAUGAAAGUUCACGGUUUGUGUUUGAAGGCCGCUCAACCCGAUGGGUCUGAGCUGGGGAGGAUCGUCUCCAACCCACUGCUCAGCUGCAGUUAAUGAGCUAUUGCAGUGGGAAUAAACCCCUCCCGGCUAGGCAGGAAAAGGAGAGGGAUUGCUGGCUUCCUCCCAGGAAGCAGGUAGGAGAGAGAGGCUGUUCUCUCCAGAUAGAGUCAAGGAGACUAGGCACUUGGAGUGCAGAAGGGAAGCAGUCAGGUCAAGGCUGGCUUGGAGCACUGGGAGUGCAGAAAGGAAAGCAGUCAGGGCAAGGCUGGCUUGGAGCACUGGGAGUGCAGAAAGGAAAGCAGUCAGGGCAAGGCUGGCUUGGUGCACUGGGAGUGCAGAAAGGAAAGCAACAGGCUAGCUAGCAGAGUGUUGCUAUCUAAUAAGGUUGGUGCAAUAUUGUUUUGUUUAGUUUAACCCUGAGAGAUAGGGAACCUAAUGUAAGUUAGUGCUCAGACGAGCUAGGUUUUUGUUUAUAGGGUUUUGUGUUACAUUUAUGUUUUAAUGUACUGCUGUAUCCUGUGUGGAUUUAACAAUAAAGUGACUGGAUUAUAUGCAAAGCAAAGGACUGUGCAUGUUUUUGCCCUAGAGGAUCGUGCUACCUGCAAACAAGGAUCACAAAGUGUUUAGCCUGUGAGAAUUGUAGCCAGCAAUGAGUGAGUUAAUGUUGUGUGAUUCUAGCUAACGCUCUGUGCUACGUUCUGUGUAAAGGAAUUCUAAAGCAGAAAGAUUCCUGUAGCAUUGUUGAAAUGCAUCUAUGUUGAAAUAGCUGUUAAUUAAAUUCUAGAGGAAUUAUUUGUAAUUUUGCAUGUAACUAUAUAAAAAAUUAAUUUAACUCACGUUGCUGUUAAACUAUCUUUAAUUGUGGUUACUGUGUCAUAACUGUUGCCAUAUCUUAUACUUAUUGUUAUACCUAAAUAUUCACUGAUAUUGUUAUGCAUGUUACAUAUUAUUAUUAUAUAUUUGUCACAAUAAACUAUGUUUUUAUAACCGGUUGUGAUUACUUGUAUCUGUCAGAGAGAGUGUGUGUGUCAAUGAGUGUGUAUGUCUGUCAGUGAGUGUGUUUGUUUAGGUACCUGCCCCACUCCGAUUGCACCGGAAAGGUGUUUUUUUUCUCACUUUUUCCCCCACACCAUGCCAGUUUCACUGUGACUGGUUCCACUUCCAUAACUGAGCUCAUCAAUCUUGAUGAUCUCAGCUAAGCCAAUGCUUUCCCAUAGGAAAGCAUUGAGAGGACACUGCGUAUGCGCGGCACAACACCAAGUUGCAGCAAUCAGCAUCUCCUUAUAGAAAUGCAUUGAAUCAUUGUAUUUUUAUGGGGAACAUUCAGUGCGUCCAUGCAGAACGUUGAGAUGCUGAAUGUAGGACAGUUACAGUUACCCUCUGAGUAACUGUCACUAGAGGUGUUACUAGCAGUAAUGUAAACACCUCUAUUUAAUAAAGCUUCUACCAAUCAAUAUUGAAACAGGGUAUCAAAUUAAUACCUCAGUUCACCUUGAGAACAUCUCCUUUGGCCGAGCUUUUCUAGAACUGCAUACUGCUUGGUAAUCCUGGUUUAUUCCCAAAUCCAAUGUGAAUAAAAUUAAUCCUUGCAUAUACUAUUUUAAAAAAAGAACCAGGUAUAAUUCCCAAUACAUUUCAUUUUACGGGUAAAAUGAUAAAUCAAGUCAAAUCACAAUGUCACCAAGUCAGAAUAUACCAGUAGGAAUUCUCUGGGAAAAAAAAGCAGAAGAAGAAAAAUCUUUAAAUCAUAUAAAAAAAACAUGGGCGCAAUGUUCCUUGACAGUGCAUGCUCUCAUUAGCAGCAUUCUAACUCUCUCAUACAGGGGGAGAAUUUAAAGUCAAAUUGAAAUUUAACACCAGAGUAGCUGGACUGCAACAUAGCAGAUAUAGAGAUUUAUUCCACUUCAGCUAUUUUGACCUUGAAUUUGAAAUUCACUUUGAUUUCACCUUAAAAUCUAAAUUUAGUAAAUACCGCUGUUGGUCUAGUGCUUAUUCAUUGACCUCCAGAACACUUACAACACUUAAAUAAAGGGGGAUUCAAUUCUUAAUGUUUUUAAAAGCUCUGAUUAUAUGUGUUUGCUAUUUAUAUGUUUCUCAUAUGUUCUCUCUUUUUUUUCCAGUCCACCCAGUACAAGCAGCAAUGGUAAAAGAAGAACAUCGCUUAAUCAAGACAAUGUCACAUAGGCCAAUGCCAUUUUCACAUGUGCAUUGUUUUCAUUCACAUCUUUAGGAAUAAAUACAUUGAACAUUCA
This is a messenger RNA of Pelobates cultripes (western spadefoot toad), 28227 nucleotides long. Lineage: Eukaryota; Metazoa; Chordata; Amphibia; Anura; Pelobatidae. The record is from the annotation of a GenBank genome assembly.